Messenger RNA from Aspergillus alliaceus, 897 nucleotides. Its product is annotated as protein-tyrosine phosphatase family protein. Lineage: Eukaryota; Fungi; Ascomycota; Eurotiomycetes; Eurotiales; Aspergillaceae. The transcript has 4 exons. The coding region runs from base 1 to 897 and encodes 298 amino acids. The record is from RefSeq and is a predicted model, not a curated record.
AUGACUUCAACCUGGGAAUCAUCUACCCUUAUUAAGGUCUCUAAACAUGGGGAUGGCGAGUAUGAAGCAGUUCAAUAUGAGCCAGUGGAAGAAACUCACCGUACCCCACACCAACGGGCAGCCCGAGCUGACAUCCCCCUUGUUUCUUUUGGGCCUAUCACUGUUAGUGGCUAUAUCAAUUUGCAGUCAUUUGAGGCAGAGCUGUCUGUGAAGGUUCUUGGAAUAAGCCUUGGAAAGCUGUCAGGAAACCUGCAUACCGGAAUUACACUGAAAGUCAAUCUUUUCGUUGUUAAGGGUAAAGUCACAUUCUUCCUAAAAGGAAAGGAAGUCUGGGUAAGAAUUGAUGUUACUGGAUAUGAAAACAAAGAGCAUAAACUGUUCAGCAUUCCCCUGCGUCAGGGAGACCCGGGUGAUACAAUCGAGUACUAUGAAGGGUUUGACCGAUUUGAGUGGGUUAAGGACAAUCGACUGGCUCGGUCAAAUGCGCCCUACUACCAGAGCAAAGACUCUGAUCAGAGAAUAGAUAACAAAGCCGUGAAUUUCCUUAAGCAGAAGGGAAUACAGACAAUAAUCAGCCUUAACAGCCGCAGCUUAUCAUCUGCCGAAAAGAAGCUGCUAGAGCAAAACAAGAUUACAUACCAUCAUGUACCGGUGGAAGACUACCAGGCACCGACACUGGAUGAUCUGGCCGCUAUCUGGGCAUACUACCAGAACGGUGGAUGUACAGUAGUCUGGUGUGGGUACGGAUGGGGAAGAACCGGCACUGCUAUUAGCGCUAUCCAGCUCUACAGUGGGGAAAGCCUAAACCAUGACGAUUAUAAAGCCAAUCAUGUGGAAACAGAUCCCCAAAUCAAAGUUUUGGAUGAGCUAAAGCAGAAGAUAAAGAAUGAACUCUGA